AUGGUUCACAAGAAAUCAACAACCACACUUCACGAUGAGGAGGAUCCACGGAUUGCAAGUUCGAAUAGCCAUGAUCAAUCAUCACCUUCAUACAAAAACCAACUACAAAAAAUACUAGAUGAUUAUUCUUCUUCUUCUUGUUCCGAACAAGAUCAUCGAUUGACCGAGCAUGAACGAAUUUCCAAUGAUUUGGAUGUUAUUUUCGGAUCUUCGUCCUCUGAAAAUACCAAAUCCUAUUCGAUAUUGAAAUCAACAACGACGAAUGGAAAUCGAUAUAAAUCAAAGAAAAUUCGGAGAAGUGGCACUCAACAUUCCGACAAUAAUUUUAUCAUUUCAUCUGGUUUUGGAAAAUUCUCUUUCAAAUUUCGAGUGAUGGUUGUAUGUGUGAUAUUUUCAACAUUGUUUGGAGCUUAUUUUCUGAGUGGUUUCUGGAGUCCUCAUGCUUCAAAGAGUGCUACAUCUUCAUCGGAAUCUGUUUUUGUUGGAGAGAAAGUUGGAAAUACAUUUGGAAGACAUUUAAAAUUAAUAUUGGAACAGUAUAAAUCAGGAGGUGGAAUAAUAAUAAUUGGUGACGACCAUGACUCGAAUUUAAUUCUCUCCAUGCAGCAGAAUUCUAUUUCUGCAUCGAAACAAGCGCAGCAUGCCUUGCUUUACAGUAGAGUACGACAAAUUCAUCAUCAUGAAAAGUCACAACAUGAAGACAUGUCAAAAACGUCAUUAAUAUUGGAAAAUGUUUGCAUGAAUCAUAGAGGAGAAUUUCUCUUCUUUGUACCGUCUCAAGAAUUUUAUGAACAAUUUUACAAACCGUUAAUUGGAUUGAGCUCCAAUGGUCCAUUCGCAUAUUUUCAAACCACACGCUUUGGCAAGAGAGGUGCAGCUCGUAUGAAAUUCAUAAUUGGUCACAAAAUUCCGAAAUCCUCUCAAAACAACAAUAUUCGAUGGAUUGACCGGCCAACAAUAGCAAUGAUGAGAUUCGCUGCCAACCAUAUUGGCCACUUGUUUGCCGAUAAUUUAGUAGCAUUAGUGGAUUUGGCAAUGAAAUUUGAAAUUAACUUGCAUGAAUCUUUGAUUUUGUUUUUGGAUGAAAUAUUUUAUAGAACUACCAAUGGAGACAAUUCAUGUUCAUCAGACACUUCUCGACAGGUACAUCUUCCUAUUGUGAAUCCCUCAACAAAGAAGCAUUUAUGGUGCGAGGAAGAAUUGGCGUCACAAUUUGAAAAGAAACCUCAAGCUGUGAAAACUUCUCUCGUGUGGACACAAAUGCUCUCGUCCUUGCCCAUUCUCCAAAAAUGUUCAUAUGUUGUGUCGACGAGUGAAACAUCCCACUCUGUAGCUAAUAGAGAGGAGAUGUCACAAACCGAUGCUGCCUCUCUAUAUUAUCGAAUUGAAAAAGCUCCAUGUCCAAUAGAUGAUUCCUUUUCUCGAGAGUUGACAAACAAGCAACGGAGUACCAUUCUUUCUAUUCAAGAUAUUGAGACUCAAUCGAACGAUAGAAAUCAACAACCAUUCAAGGACAAGUUAGAAAAUUCCCGAGAACAAAUAGAUACAUGCUUUAGACAUUUGAUCAUUGGUGUUGGAGAUCGAUCGAUAAUGUCACAACAGCCUCACAGAAAGCAUUCUCAGUUACAAUUCAGUGAAUUGCCAAUUCAACAACUUCGAAAAACAAUUCUUUCAAAUUUGGGAAUUCAUUCUUCAUCAUCUAUGGACUCUCCUCUUGUCAAUAUUUUAAUUGAUUAUCAGAGUAUUGACAAUCCACAUGAAAUUGCAACAAGCCUUGAAACUCAUCUCAAAGAAGAUGCUCUUCUAUUGAACCACUUAAAAAACAUUAACAUUUACAAGGACAUGAAAUUGGAAAACUUGAAUGAAAUGGCACUCGUCGAACUCUUCUCACAAACACACAUUUUCCUUUCCAAUGCCACAAGUAGUUACGCUUACUUAUCUUUAUUCAUGCCAACAUCCUCUCACCUUUUAUUGUCACCCAAUUGUGACAGUGUCGUGGAGGUCUCUAAAAAUCCUCAACCUUAUAAGUGUUCUUUGGUGGGUGUUCCUUCCCUUCAUUUUCUGAAUGCCAUGUCCCAUCUCACACUCAUUCACUUGUCCGAUUGUGUCUCUAAAAUUUCACAACAGGUUCGUGUCGAAUUGAAUGCAGAAAAAGCCAGUCAAAUUAUAUCCAUGAUUUUGAAACUGAGAAUUAUUGUCUAA
Naegleria fowleri is the source of this 2202-nucleotide messenger RNA. RefSeq lists its product as uncharacterized. The transcript has a single exon. Lineage: Eukaryota; Heterolobosea; Eutetramitea; Acrasida; Naegleriidae. The record is from RefSeq and is a predicted model, not a curated record. Bases 1 to 2202 code for a protein of 733 amino acids.